Molecule: messenger RNA, 1423 nt
Organism: Carassius gibelio (silver crucian carp)
Lineage: Eukaryota; Metazoa; Chordata; Actinopteri; Cypriniformes; Cyprinidae
Product: MLX-interacting protein-like
Exons: 7
Coding region: 340-1410 (356 amino acids)
Biological process (GO): regulation of transcription by RNA polymerase II
Cellular component (GO): nucleus
Molecular function (GO): RNA polymerase II cis-regulatory region sequence-specific DNA binding; DNA-binding transcription factor activity, RNA polymerase II-specific
Source: RefSeq, a predicted model, not a curated record
CGCCAUUAAACGUCAAGGAAAGAAAUAAACAUUACCGCUAAACAAGUAAUUCACCAAAGAGCAGUGUUUUGACAGGCUUGCACAGUUGUUGUCCGCAUAGUGUUUCAAGAGCUGAAUUAUUAUUAGUAUUAGUGGGUGUGCUCUCGAGACAACCAAUCGCGCGCUUCUGUCAUCGCAACGCAACGACCGUAUUGAGUUCACCAAAUCACUUCAAGUUACGAUUGAUAGCAUGGCGGCUAAUGUUGGGGGCGUGCGGGAAAGUUGGGAGAUUUAAACAACUUCUAAAAUAAUAUCACUAAAUCCAGUACUAAUGGACGAAAUAUGUGUCGUGUAAUGUGAAUGAUCAGCACCGCUACAAGUCCAGCGCGUAUGUUACUUUUAAAUAUGGCUAACGUUACUCGAGAGACCAGACAAUACCGACGGGCCACGAUGAUAAUCAAGCAAGAGCAGGACGACGAUUCUGACGCGGAGGAGUCGACUAUUUCGUUUAAGAAAUCAGAAGGACGCGAGUCGCAGAUCAUCCACAGCGGUCAUUUUAUGGUUUCUUCUCCUCAUACUGAUCACCCGCCAAAGAAAGGUUACGAUUUCGACACUGUAAAUAAACAAACAUGCCAGACGUAUCACUUCGGAAAGACUAGCACGUCGCAUCUCUCUAUUGAUGCUUCCCUGACGAAGCUCUUUGAGUGCAUGACGCUUGCCUACAGUGGAAGGUUGGUGUCACCAAAAUGGAAGAAUUUCAAAGGUCUCAAGCUUCUGUGGAGAGACAAGAUUCGCCUCAACAACGCCAUUUGGAGAGCCUGGUAUAUACAAUAUGUAGAGAAGAGACAGAACCCUGUUUGCCAUUUUGUCACUCCUUUAGAUGGCAAUAUGGACUCAGGAGUACAUCGACCGACAGAGGCAAUAGCAACAGAAGGAAAGUACUGGAAAAGGAGAAUUGAAAUUGUCAUAAGAGAAUAUCAUAAAUGGAGAACAUAUUUCAAAAAAAGAUUACAGAAGCACAAAGAUGAAGACCUGUCCAGCCUUCUCAAGGGGGCAGAGGAACAGUUUUCACUCUUUGGGGAAGUGUGUCCAGACACCUGCCGUGUCCUCUUGUGCCAGGAUGAGGAUUUCAGUGUGGGAGGCCGUCAUAGAUCCCGAAAGAGUCAUGAUUCACCUGUUCCAAUGGAGAUGGACUCGCUCUUCGACAUGGAUGUGCUCAUGUCUGAAUUCUCAGACACACUCUUUUCCACACUGGCUUCUCAUCAACCUGUAGCAUGGCCCGAUCCGAGGGAAAUUGCCCAUGCAGGUAAUGCAGACAUGAUCCAGCCAGGCCUCAUCCCACUGCAACCCAAUCUGGACUUCAUGGACACUUUUGAGCCUCUGCAAGGUACAAACACCUUAACUCUUGUUAAUUGGCAAAAUAUGGAUUGAUUUGUUGACAAAA